Messenger RNA from Candida dubliniensis CD36, 555 nucleotides. RefSeq lists its product as uncharacterized. Gene Ontology annotation, cellular component: membrane; cytosol; cytoplasm. Lineage: Eukaryota; Fungi; Ascomycota; Pichiomycetes; Serinales; Debaryomycetaceae. Gene Ontology annotation, biological process: Rho protein signal transduction. Gene Ontology annotation, molecular function: Rho GDP-dissociation inhibitor activity; protein binding. The record is from RefSeq and is a predicted model, not a curated record. The coding region runs from base 1 to 555 and encodes 184 amino acids. The transcript has a single exon.
AUGAGUUCAACGCUCCAGAAUAGUGUAACAGUUGUGCCCGUUGGGAAGAAAACUAAAGAAGAAGUUUUAGCCGAAUUUGAAAAUGAUUUGGUUCGAUUUGAAUCCAUGACUUUAAAACUAUAUGGACAUGACCAACCUUUGCAAUUCUCGAGAAAUAUGGAUCCUUUCCCUCAGAGACUUCAUUUUCGAUUACCUGAAUACUCCAUUUAUCUCUUGACCAUAAGGUUUAAGGUGAAACAGAGACCUUUGAGAAAUUUAACUUAUCACCAAACAGUGAAGAAAAAAAGAAUACCGGUGGAUGAUCGAAAUCUAGAAAUGAAAGAAGUUGCCUCAGUUAAUAAUAUUGACGAUACAGGUGAUUAUCAUGAAGUGACAUUUGCUCCUUCAGGUGUUCCGGGAGGAACGUUUUUGAGAGGCAAGUAUAAAGCUAAAAGUCUGGUUAAAGAGAAUGGAGUGUUGAUCUGGAGUUAUAAAUGGACUUUGGAAGUCAUUGAAAAGGGGUCCGCUCCAGAAAUUGGUGGUUUUGGUGACGAAGAAGAAGAACCAGAUGAAUGA